Molecule: messenger RNA, 1238 nt
Organism: Dimorphilus gyrociliatus
Lineage: Eukaryota; Metazoa; Annelida; Polychaeta; Dinophilidae
Source: the annotation of a GenBank genome assembly
GCAUUUAUUGGUGAAUUUCACCGACUAGAGAAGAGAUGGGCUUUAUUCUUUAUAUACUAUGUUUUCUCUACCUUUCCAUACCGUGCGAAAGCUAUUAUGAUUAUGAUUUAGAACCAGAAGUAGCGAUAGGAUGGUUUAAAACGAAUGCUACUAUCAUCGAAGGUGAAGAGAUUAUGUUGGACUUUGGUAUUAUCUCUAGCUUAGACAGUUGGCCUUAUAUAAAUCCUAUUGAAUGUCAGCUCAAGUCACCUGGAUCAGUUGAUUUAGUUAUUCCCAGUGAUAGUUUCUAUUUGAAAAAAACAUGGCCAAUAGAGAAUUUAGAACUUUUUGGCUUAAACGACGAUUCAUCAUGUUCCGAUAAAAAGUAUCGUAUAGAAGCGAGAUGCUUUGAAAGUGAGGAAACGGGAAGAGUGAUAGAUGUUAAAAAUGCUUAUUUGGAUUUAUACGUAAUAAAUUCAACACCAGCUAGACAUUGCGAAGCUCCCUAUUUCUCUCAAAAGGUUUUAGGCGUCAACGAAGAAGGUGUACUGGUCAAGGAGCUAAUCUGUUAUGAUACUUUUGGAAAAGCUGGUAGUCAGUAUGAGCUAAUUUCGGAUAAUGUUCUAAAUCUUGCGUCUAUAUUCGAAUUUCAGCGAGAUUAUUAUGUUGGGAAGAUAUUCUUUAACACUCCAUUGGAAAAUAUUAUCAUAUCAACUAUUAGCAUAGCUAUAGGCAAACACACGCAAUUAUUUUGGAAUGGUCAGGGUAAUUAUUUUAAUGGUGACGAAGAUUCUGGACCAAAUUUAUCAGUCAACUUGUAUGGAUCAACUGCAAUAUUUAGCUAUUAUGAAGCCGACAGAAUUCAAGUGAUAAAAGUAAAUAGAGUGACCAGACAGAAUGGCGAAAGCUAUUUGAACGUUAUGAUUGACGAAUCGACAGGUGAAAUGAACGUAUUCGAUACACAUCAUAACGGUAUAUUCCAAAUUGUUUCAAAUCAAGAUUAUGAAUUUUUUAAACCAAUUCAAAAAAAUAGAAGAGUGACUCUUGUUAAAGUGAAUGGAGUUGUUGUUAAAUCAUAUUUAAAGAAUACUUUUGAUCAUAAUGAAACAUGUUAUACGCUUUUGUUAAAUCAAAUUAUAAGUCCUAAUCUACUUGAAAAGUUUUCAAAACCUUUGAAUCGUUUAGAUAAAAUGCUCUAAUUUUUAUUGUCUUGUAUACUGCAAUUAAAAUUGAAAAAUACAGUAUUACCUAUAAAAAAA